Molecule: messenger RNA, 2515 nt
Organism: Sorex araneus (European shrew)
Lineage: Eukaryota; Metazoa; Chordata; Mammalia; Eulipotyphla; Soricidae
Gene: PMAIP1
Product: phorbol-12-myristate-13-acetate-induced protein 1
Exons: 2
Coding region: 138-302 (54 amino acids)
Biological process (GO): DNA damage response; release of cytochrome c from mitochondria; apoptotic process
Cellular component (GO): mitochondrion
Source: RefSeq, a predicted model, not a curated record
CCUUGCAGCCCGCGCAGCCCGCGUUCCGCCCGGUCUCCCCGGCUCGGUCGCCUUAGCCCCGCGCCAGGUGCUCGGAUUCAGGGGGCCCGCGCUCCCCGGGGGUCUUGCAGUCGAGGGUCCCGCCGCUGCGUGGGAACAUGCCUGGGAAGAAGGCGCGUAAGAACGCGCAGCCGAGCCCGCCGCGGCCUCCGGCAGAGCCCGAGAUGGAGUGUGCCAUACAGAUCAGGAGGAUUGGCGACAAAUUGAAUUUCCGGCAGAAGAUCCUCAGCCUCAUAGCCAAACUUUUCCACUCGGGAACCUGAGCACCGAUGCUUCCCAGGGGCGUGGCUCCUCUCAGCGGGCUCCUUCCCCUGGGAGGCGCACAUCCAAGCAGGGAUUGAUGACCUUGUCAAGGAGAAAAAUGGGAAAGCGUGCUGCGUAGCUGCCCUGGAAGAAUGAAACCGGAAUUUCUCAAAUAUGAAUUUCUGCAAGAGGGUCCCCAGAAAUACUUCUUUGGGAUGGAAGAACAUGAUGCAACCACUUCAUGGAUUCUAAAGCCGGCCUGGAAGAGGCUUCCCGCAGGAGGGAUUGAUGAUUUAUAACUUUGUUUUUGUUUAGAGAAUUCUAGUGUUUUUUUGCAGCAGAGUGAUGCCCAGGCUCAGAGUGGAAGAGCUGAGUGCAGAGUGGGUCCGGGAGCUGGGAGUGGGGGGUCAAGGCAGAAUCUGUUCUGUGUUUGUUGCUACUUUUGAUUGACAACUCCAGCAUACGGCAUGAUGUUUGGUUUAUAUACACAUUAGCUUGUUAAAUGUAAACAAGAUCUUUUUUUUUUUCUGAGAACACUGGGUCUCAGGCUGAAUGUUGAUGUCACGGGUCACUACAAAACAAAGAUUUGAGAGUUUGUUUCUUUUCACUGAAAAUACCUUGGAUAGUGUGUCCUUUGGGAAGAAGAUUGACUGGAAGAAGUACGACUGUUAAUGUCAAUAGGAGUCUUACAGUUUGAGUGUUAAAAGAGCCUGGGGAUUUUGUUUAACUGGUAAUAAUGGGGGGGAAAACAGUGAAUUAGAACUUUUACUGCUGUAAUCAAAACUUAGACAAACUGUGUUAUUAUCAAGUAACUGUUGAUGAGAAAUGAGUGUUUCAAAAUGUUUUUAAUAACUGUAAAAUAUCUUUUCUUGUCAUAAUCAGCUAUAAGAAAGGAUCUUUUAAGAGAAUUAAGCAUGUUUUGUAAUUGGGAUUUAACUUUUAUUAAGGAAAAGGAAAGAUGCCUAUCCACAAUUAAAAUGUUAUUUACUCACAUUGGUCUACACAAUUUAGUUUGCAUUAGAAGAAUUUCCUUUUUGUUACUAGAAGUCCAGACUAUCAACAAAAUCCCAAAAUAUAUGAAAAAGAAGGUCUAGGAUUGAAUUUCUAUAGGGAUAACCUUAUUUAUUUUCAUCUAUUUAUAACGAUAGGGUUGUGUUUUGUUUACUCCAAAAUGUUUAUUACUUAAAGUUGCAUUUUCAGGUUUAGACAUAAAAGUUUCAUAACUACUUGAAUCCUGCUACUAAGAAUGUUUUAACGUAGGCGAUAGUCACUUUAGAUGGAAAAAAAAUUACCUCAGUCUCUUGUUUUUCUUCAGUGUUACUUAAGGCUUUUUUAGUUUGUUUAGUUGCAAUGUUUUUUUGCUGGCCUAGAGGCAUUUCGGAGUGUGACUAUUUAUGGUGGGUAACUGUAUUUUAAACACAUCACUGUAUCACUGUCUUCCCAAUGAUUUACUCGAGCAGGCACCAGUAACGUCUCUAUUGCUCCCAGCCCUGAGAUUUUAGCAGCCUCUCCUUACUCGUCUUUCCCAACAAUUGGAGGCUCUUUCAGGGUCAGGGGAAUGAGACCUAUUGUUACUGUUUUGGGCGUAUCGAAUACGCUAUGGGUAGCUUGCCAGGCUCUGCCUGUGCGGGCGGGAUACUCUCGGUAGCUUACUUCUCCGAGAGGUACACACACACACCACACACACACACACACACACACCACACACACACACAUUAUUACUCUAUGAUUUGUUGCCUACUGUCUAAACUCCAUCAAAUAUGAUAAUUAUGGAAAAUGGGUAGGAAGUGUCUUAUAAUGUGUCUGGAAAGCGGCCUGGAGCGUGGCAGCAGUUGGGUAGUGGAGGUCGGCUGCUGGGGCUGGGUCCCUCUGGGUGGGGAGGGUUCUCACCCGCCCCCUCUGGGGCACCUGAGUGAAAACAGCCUGGCACUGAGUCCCAUGCAAAAAAAAAAAAAAGUCCACUUCAACCUUUGAGCAACCUCCAUAGCCCAGAAGCUGCAUCCGUGAUGCUCAGGGGUUACACCUGCGUCUGCACUCAGGAAUCACCCCUGUGGGAUGUGAGGGAUCGAACCCAGGUAGGCCAUGUGCUAGGUUCAGCCCCAGAAGCUGAGUCCUUUUCCUACUUCUAUAUAUGUAUACCCUGUUCAUGCUCCAUUUAUUUCAUUCAUCUAUGUACAUACUCAUAGUAAAACUUGAUACUGUAGCAAUAAACUAUUGCUAAAAUUUGCCACCA